Molecule: messenger RNA, 2359 nt
Organism: Pygoscelis adeliae (Adelie penguin)
Lineage: Eukaryota; Metazoa; Chordata; Aves; Sphenisciformes; Spheniscidae
Gene: SLC37A1
Product: solute carrier family 37 (glucose-6-phosphate transporter), member 1
Exons: 19
Coding region: 213-1799 (528 amino acids)
Biological process (GO): phosphate ion transmembrane transport; glucose-6-phosphate transport
Cellular component (GO): endoplasmic reticulum membrane
Molecular function (GO): glucose 6-phosphate:phosphate antiporter activity
Source: RefSeq, a predicted model, not a curated record
AAAGGCAGAGUGAAGAAUUUGCCACGUCGUGACUGAAGGAAUAAGAAAAAAACUUACAGGGAGAUCAACUCAGCAGCAUAUCUUCCAAGUUUGCUAACAGCCUACCAUUGCACGGCUUUGGAAGGAUCUUUGUUACGCUUUCUGAAGAGCAGAUAACGUUGUCACAAGUACAUAAUUGUGUCGCCUAAAAUUUGAUACCUGCUGUAGAGUAGAUGGCUCAGCUUCCUCCUGGAAUUCGCUUCAUCACUUCAUUUUCACGAGAUCAGUGGUAUAGAGCCUUCAUUUUCUCUCUGACUUUCUUCUUGUAUGCCAGCUUCCAUUUAUCAAGGAAACCUAUUAGUAUAGUUAAGGGAGAGCUGCAUAAGCAUUGCGCUGCUUCACAUGAAGUUGAAGUCAACUCCUACAAAGAAUAUGCUGCCCAGAUUCAGCCUGUCAAAAAGCCUUCUAAUGUAUCUCAGUGCGGUUGGGAGCCAUUUGAUAAGAACAACUACAAACAGUUACUGGGAGCACUGGAUUACUCAUUUCUGUGUGCGUAUGCAGUUGGAAUGUAUUUAAGUGGAAUAAUAGGAGAACGGCUACCUAUCCGGUACUAUCUGACGGUUGGGAUGCUUGCUAGUGGACUCUUCACUGCAAUGUUUGGAUUGGGCUAUUUCUAUAAUAUACAUAAUCUGUGGUUUUACAUAAUGGCCCAGAUAGCUAAUGGGUUGGUGCAAACUACUGGCUGGCCGAGUGUCGUUACAUGUAUUGGCAACUGGUUUGGAAAAGGAAGGAGAGGUUUGAUCAUGGGAAUCUGGAAUUCACACACUUCAGUGGGAAAUAUCUUGGGAUCCUUAAUUGCUGCUUAUUGGGUGUCUACGUGCUGGGGUCUCUCCUUCGUGAUGCCUGGUGUUAUCAUUGCUGUGAUGGGGAUUGUUUGUUUCCUGUUUCUUAUUGAACAUCCUAAAGAUAUAAGUUGCUCCUGCACACCAUCCAGUAGUUCUAAAACCUUCCUGAAUGGUGCAUCUCGAUUCAAAGUCCAGAUGCCGACCUUAAAUGCUAAGGAAACCAGCAAACCUCAGGAUCCAGAGAUGCAGCAUUUACUUAUUGACUCUGAAAAUUGCAGUGUGUCACUCAACUCCAGCACUGUGGUCACUGGGGAAGGUAAACAUGGGACAUCAGCUAUCAGCUUCCUUGGGGCCUUGCGAAUACCUGGAGUCAUAGAGUUCUCUCUUUGUCUUCUGUUUGCAAAGCUGGUGAGCUAUACUUUCCUCUUCUGGCUUCCCCUCUAUAUCACAAAUGUAGAACAUCUUGAUGCCAAAAGAGCUGGGGACCUUUCUACACUGUUUGAUGUGGGUGGAAUCUUCGGUGGAAUUUUGGCAGGUCUUAUUUCAGACAGGCUGCAGAAGAGGGCAUCAACCUGCGGAAUGAUGUUGUUGCUUGCAGCACCCACAUUGUACAUGUUCUCUGCAGUCAGUAAAAUGGGCCUUGAGGCUACUGUAGUGAUGCUGCUUAUCAGUGGUGCCCUGGUGAACGGCCCUUACGCGCUGAUCACCACUGCUGUCUCUGCCGACUUGGGUACCCAUAAAAGCCUGAAAGGGAAUGCAAGAGCCUUGUCCACAGUGACAGCGAUCAUCGAUGGAACAGGAUCUGUAGGUGCGGCUUUGGGGCCUCUCUUAGCUGGUCUUAUUUCCCCAUCUGGUUGGAACAACGUGUUUUACAUGCUCAUGGUGGCAGAUGCGUGUGCCUUGCUAUUCUUACUCCGUCUUAUUCAGAAGGAACUUCGGUGUAAUGCAGAUCAUACCCUGUUUAAAGAACACUGAGCUACGAGACCAGAUUCGGAAUAAGGACUGCGUCAGUGAUCAGAGCUCUUCCCUGGAAAACAAACUUCAUGGAAUGCAUUAUUCUAUAUUUAAGAGAUUCUGUUUGGUGAAGAACUUUGCAUGUUUACUGGAAGCAGUGUGAGAAAUGCAACUGUUAAAUCCCUGAAGCUCUUAUUUUUGCACAUGAAUAAGUACCUCAGGAUGGCAACUACUCGUCAGAUGAAGAGACAGGAACUUUGGGAAGGUUUUCGCAGCACGCCUCAACUGAGCCAAAGAGAAAUACCAAGUGCCUUUUUAUUUCUUUUGAUAGGAUGUUUUUAAUUAAAAUGCUGAACUGUGUAUUUUGCAAAAACAAGUCAAAAACUAGAGCAGAAGGAAGUUGAAAUCAUAACAGUCUAGCAGUGAAAUGUCCCAGUGUCAGUGAGCAAAGUAUGUAUCCCUUAUGUCAUGUUGCGCACAUCAAGGACAUCACUUUAUAGAGGACAAUACCAGCUGGUUAUUAAGAUGCACUGCUAUUUUAUCAUAGAAUGGUUUGGGUUGGAAGGGAUGUUAAAGAUCAU